Molecule: messenger RNA, 285 nt
Organism: Paramecium sonneborni
Lineage: Eukaryota; Ciliophora; Oligohymenophorea; Peniculida; Parameciidae
Source: the annotation of a GenBank genome assembly
AUUUUCAAUAAGGAUUCAGAUGCAAGCAUUUUUCAAUGAUUUAGGGCCUAUACGUGAAUAUGAUGAAAGAAUCGAAGAAUAAGAUGACACUAUUUAUUCUUAAAUAGUUGUAUAUGAUAGAGAAUCAUUAAAAAUUGAGUAACAAAAUGACAAAGAUCUUUUUGAAGGUAUUCAGAACACUUUCAACAUUGAAUUGCAAGAGACUAUAGAAACAAGUAUAUUUAUAAUGAAAUCGUAAUUUUUAAUUAGCUUAUAUUAAAUAUAAUGAACUUAUUAAAAUUGCUA